This is a messenger RNA of Penicillium coprophilum, 1527 nucleotides long. RefSeq names its product transcriptional regulator family TF. The transcript is spliced from 3 exons. The annotation marks the transcript as partial. Lineage: Eukaryota; Fungi; Ascomycota; Eurotiomycetes; Eurotiales; Aspergillaceae. The record is from RefSeq and is a predicted model, not a curated record.
CUUGAUGCUAUCGAAGCCUCACUCUCUGAGAUGAAAGAAUUACUAAAAUCUCACCUGCUCAGCAAUGACCGGUCCUUGACAAGAGAUCCAGCGAAUGAGCCGCGUGGGACGAGCAGUAGCCUAAACCCGAGAAAAGAUAUCAAUAGUCAAGCCACUAUGCACGUGCCAUCAGCGACAGAUAUAUCGGCAACCACCGACAUCCAGCCAGCACCAAUCACAGUGGUCCGCCACGUCGGAAGUCUAAUCACCGAGCCCGUAACGACCGGGGAAAACGAUUCGCUUCGGGGAAAUAUGACCGAGAUGGGCUUGGACUCGGAUAAUUUCGCCAGUGUUUUCCAGCAUGGCUUCGAGCAAAUAGCAUCCUGGUACCCAUUUCCGCAUGAAACGCUGACGGAUCUCAAGGAGAAUCAUCCUCUGCUCUUCGCCAUGUGUCUUCUAGCAGGUAUCCGAGCAACGGCUGGUCUGAACCGCACAAACUUGCACGUAACCCUUCAUACAUUGGUCAAAACCCACUUGGGCAGGAAGACUCUGGAUACACCAAUCGAUAUCUCCACCAUACACGGCAUGCUUAUCUUCAGUGCGUGGAGUUUUGGGCCUCUCGUGCCAGGUGGGAGAUAUAUUGAUAGCUGGCUGAUGAGCAGUACGACUAUCACCCACUGCAUGCUCAGUUUUCCUCUAUCUGAGCUUGUGUCCCUCGUGGGUUUGUACGAUGAGACAAGUCGGAACAUGUGCAGGAUGUGGAUCCAGGCGUCGCUGGUGCAUCUGAAAUAUGCAAUUGGCACCGGUCGGCCAUCCGUAGUUCCAUGUGAGCGUCUUCAUCCGUGGACGGAGAUUGUCAAGUACCCCGGGUUCGAAACAUUCGAUCAAAUCAUUGCAGCAGAGCUCAAGCUCUAUAUUCAUUUAUACGAAGCAAUCUAUCACACCGUCAGCUCAGUGCCAGAAGCCUGGGAGAUGGUCAACAGAUGGGGACGGAAAUAUCUUGGAGAAGGCAACAACGUAUUGAGGUGGGCACACUCUUGUGUAUCUCUCAUAUUGUCUCGAUGGGAAUUAGCGAAGCAAAAUCAGGUCAUGUCUCCGGACUCGCUGAUGCGCAACGAGCGUAUAAACGAACUGACCCAAACGGUCAUUCGUCAUGCUCAGCUGGUACUGAGAGAGAUUCUUGUCCUCUGUACUGCGGAAACUGCGUUUGUUAGACCAACAUACGACUACCUGCUUACCGCAUAUGCGGGCGUCACCCUAGCAGAGUAUUGCUCGAGUAUAUCGGAUGUGCACGCAACAUAUACGUUGAUGGAAGAUGUUCGGACGCAGGCUAGGAUUCCCAGAAGCAUUGAAGGGGUGUUUAGCUGGGCCACGAAUGUCGUGCAGAAGAAGGCAAAGGACUUUUUGGAUUCGAAGGUGGCGGUAGUUCCCGAUGACACAUUUUAUUCAUACCCCGGGUCGGUCGCAGACUGGGCUCCAUUUCGGUUUAUUGACUCGAUGCCCGCGUCUGAUUGGGACGGGAUGAAUGGCUCUAUGCAACAAUUUUGA